Molecule: messenger RNA, 3422 nt
Organism: Drosophila ficusphila
Lineage: Eukaryota; Metazoa; Arthropoda; Insecta; Diptera; Drosophilidae
Gene: Gcna
Exons: 5
Coding region: 119-3235 (1038 amino acids)
Cellular component (GO): nucleus
Source: RefSeq, a predicted model, not a curated record
AGAUUUAACCUGAAAUCGACGCGCUCAAAAUACAAAAAAAAAUAAUUGUCAAUUUUACUUAAAGCAUAUUCUCAAAUAUACCUAAGAUUGCCGUUAAUCUCCUAACGACGUCUCCAAAAUGGCGGAUCACAAGUAUAGGCUUUUCAAUGCAGUCGACCCGAGCAAAGUAAAAGUACCCUUCAAUCAGAAAUUCGCCAAUUUGACGCUAUCCUCUCACAAAAAACGACAGCAGGUGUCCUUAAAGCCGAAGGAACAUACAAAUAAAAGGAAUUCUCUUGGAGACUGUCAACAGGAAGCAAUUUCAAUGCGCGGAAAUGUGGGUGGUCCGUCCCGCGGGGAUAAUCUCGAGGAAUCGCACUCAGAUAUCAAUAGUUCCGAUUACAUGGACGCCCUGCAGUUGAGUUGCAGCCAGGAUGCACCUGGCUUGGAUAACCUGUCCGGUGGCAUCAGUAGUUUGAGAGUACAGACCAAGGAGCAGCAGCUGCCGCCCAAGCCAGAGAUACCCAUUUGCAUUUCCUCUUCCACGGAGGAGCACGACGACGAUGCCUCCUGCAUCACGAUAUCCGAUUCCAGUGAAGACGAGGGGGAACCUCUGCCCCCCGACAGCAUGGCUGUGAGCGACCGAGCACCCGAUCCCGAUCAGGAGCCAAUAACACACCCUAUACUGACAACUGAAAAGGUGCAGCGCAUCGAGGCUUUCCUGCGCGAUGUGUCUAUUGAGCGGCGUGACAUGGAAAGGAAUGGCUCACUGACACCAUCGCCCCUUUCAUCCUCUAGGCGGCAAUCUCGGCUAGCUGAAGCUGACACCGAAUCUAUGUCGCCAACCGACGAUGACUUUCAACCGGUGGCUACUAAGUCAAUGGAAGACAGUAAGCGGCUGGCGGACAUCGACACGCAGAUAGACACCAUCUGCUCGGCGGACAUAACUCAACUGGAUAGCAGCAAGCGGCUGGCGGACAACGAAACCGAGGCAAAUACGAUGGGAUCAGAGGACUUGGAGCCCCAGGACAGCAGUAAACGGCUGGCGGACAAUGACACCGAACUCAACACACUGUGUUCUAAGAGCUCCGUCAGCAACAACUCUACGUUGCACGAGGAGCAACCCAUUUCAGACGAAUCCAUUGAAAUACCAGAAACUUCUAGCGAGGGCGAGCCCACGCCACAGAAACCCAGCUCCGGUUCCUCAACAUCGGGCGAUGACGACGGAGAUGGAUGCAAAUCCAUCCAAGUAAACAGCAUUAAUAUUUCAGCCAAGAUCCACAUCAAGAUCAGUAUUCCCACUAUCGAUUCGAGUUCGGCGGAGGACGAAGAGCAGCAUUACCCGUCGCCUAGGGCCACCAUGUCCCUGCCGUCCUCUGAAGAGGUGCACCAGGAGCAGCAGCAGACUUCAAAGACGGCACACCAACACUCGAUGCUGUCCACGGCUGAUGCUUCCGAGGAUGAGCAGUUUCUUACCCACGCCGAAAAGCUGCUAAAUCAGUUGUAUGGAAAGUCCUGGCAAACGCCAGAUGUAAUCCGUACUCUGAAGCGUUCUAGUGGCAGUGGCGGAAAGACUGCUCCACUAAAAGCCAGAAACAUUCCAGCAACAGCGGCCACCACCGAGAAAAAGAAGAAGCCGCGUCCUCUAACUGCUAGACCAGAUGAGAGUGUCCUCGGAGAUUUCAGCAUAUUUAAGCGAGCUCUACGCUCGACCCAAACUCCUUUGAACUCCACUCGCUUGCCACCCGUGCGAGCUGUCCAAACGGAGAGACGUCCUCGGCCUCAAAAGCCAGUGACACGAAUGCGCACUAACCACGUGGAUGAGGAUCGCUGGCGGAAACUCAUCGAUUCUGACUCCGCCACAGAUGCUUCAGACGACGAAGACGCAGAUGCCACUUUCAGCGAUAGCGGUAGUGGCAGCGAAAUCAGUGGCGAUUCAAAAAAGAAAGGCAGUCAAAGGGCCGGCGAGGUUACCUAUUUAGAUCUCACCAAGGACGAGGUGGAGGUGAUCAGCAAUCCCGACGAAGAUUCGCCUUCACCAAAGUUCCACCGCCGCUUGGACGACAUUCUGCGCUCUUGUCGCGCCAGCGCUAAGGCUAAACUCCCUGCUACGCCUGCCCCUCAAGCCACCACUCGCCGGAAGCUGUUUACACCGAACACUGGAUUCGAAGACGAGACCGAGGCUAGGGCGAUAGUGAACAGAGCAUUGGAAUUGGACAUGCUUGAUGAGCUGGAGGGCGACUACCUGCCGGGCACUCCCGUUCACAAGCGAUUGCAGGAGGUUAAAAAGAAAUUGGGUAUCCCGCAACAAGUACCAACAACACCACAUGAAAGCCCGAUCCUCAAGCUGCUCACUCCGCAAACAGCCCCGCCAAAAUCCCUUGCUCCGCUCAAAAUCCCCGGUCCACCAAAAUCCACGGCCCGCAAACCAAAAAAGCAGAAGGAACUGCCGACUAACAUGGCUGGACGAAAGUGCAGCUUCUUAAAAUCUUUGGAGGGGCAAGUGAGCCGGGAUCUGGCGGAUAACGAGGCCUUCUUUUACCGGGAGAACUUCGCCAAGAACAAAGAGCAGCUGGCACAGCAUCUCUACAAGAUGUUCAAUACUCAGGUGUUUAACAACGAGCUGGAUGUGCCCAUUACUUGGUCUAAACUGUUGCGCAACACAGCCGGACGGUGCAUGAAUAAGCGGAAACUAAACCAGCGCAGCAGUGUGGUGGAGCUGAGUGUCAAAGUACUAACCACGGCAGACCGCCUGCGUUGCACCUUGAUCCACGAACUGUGCCAUGCCGCCGCAUGGGUGUUUAAUGGGGAGGGUGGGCACGGACGCGUUUGGAAGAUGUGGGCCCAGCGGGCCAACGACAAGUUCCCCGAACUGCCACCAAUCAAGGUCUGCCACAAUUACAGCAUUGAGUUUAAGUACACAUAUAAAUGCUUAAGCUGUGAUAAAGCUUCGCAUGCCCACUCUCGAUCCCGCAAGGUGGAGGACCUGCGCUGCAGGAUCUGCCGUGGGCCAAUCACUCUAUUUCUUAACAAAAAGGACAAACAGGGAAACACUGUAUCCACUCCUGCGGGCGAGGCGAAGGGAUUUGCCAAGUUCGUCAAGGACAACUUUCAAAAGCACAAGCGAGACAACAUGACAGCCGCCCAGGUGAUGCGCAUUCUCAGUGUGGAGUACGCCAAGCAAAAGGGUAACUCGGCGGAGGGGGUUGCGGCGUCGAUCGCCAAUGGAGUGGAAACGCUUACACUCGACGACUAGCUGAGCUAGCAGGACCCUAGGACAAUCAGGCAAGGACUGAACUAUCUCUCAUUAUUUUCUUAACUAACUCAAUAAUGUAAGAGGUGUAUGUAUACACUUGUAUAUUUUCUUUGAUGUAUUAUAAUAGUUUAUACAAUUUUCAACACAAUGUUGUUAUUAUUAAAGUUAAACGGACAUUUUAGUGUCA